GAGAGAGAGAGAGAGAGAGAGAGAGAGAGAGAAAGAAAAAAGAAAAGAAGAAGCAGAGAGCGCUGAGAGGUUUCUGGCGUGACGGAGGAGGCAAACCGACGCCGUUUGUUGCAUAUUGAGGCGGAGGAGAUAGCGCGGCGGACAUUGAUAGUCGAAUCGAGCGGAUUGGUCCAGAUUUGAGCGUUUGCGGUGUUUGUGAAGCUAGUAGGAGACAGACAGGUCAAAAUUGUAGGUGAGUGACAGAGACGGCGAGGUUAACCGAUUGUGAGGUCUGUGAGGAGAGAGAGAUAGAAGCAACUGGAUUUUUACAGCGGCUGAAGGAGUAGAUCUCACGGUGUGCGUGAGAGGUCAGAAAUCGACGAGCCUAGUGUCUCAGAUGAGAGAUCUGUGCUGAGCUGAGAGGGUAAGGUUUUCAAAUAAGAGAGAUGACGUCAUCGGAGGUUUCGAUAAAGGACAACGGCGGAAACCAGAGAGGAGGAGGAGGAGGAGGAGAGAGAGAGAGCUUCUCGUCGAGUUUCAGCGACCACAACGACGGCAGGAAUGCCGGCGAGGGGCAGAACGGUCAUUCGGCUGUGCCGGCGGCCGGCAGAGAUGCCGAAACUGCACUCUACACGGAGCUGUGGCACGCCUGCGCCGGGCCGCUCGUGACUGUGCCGCGCGAAGGGGAGCGUGUCUUUUACUUCCCUCAGGGACACAUCGAGCAGGUGGAGGCGUCGACUAAUCAGGUGGCUGACCAGCAGAUGCCAGUGUAUGAUCUUCCACCGAAGAUACUGUGCCGGGUGAUCAAUGUUCAGUUGAAGGCUGAACCCGAUACAGACGAGGUGUUUGCGCAAGUAACUUUACUUCCUGAGCCAAAUCAAGAUGAGAGUGCAGUGGAGAAAAUAACUCCCCCACUUCCGCCUCCUAGGUUUCAAGUACAUUCAUUUUGUAAGACCUUGACAGCCUCAGACACAAGCACUCAUGGCGGGUUUUCUGUCCUAAGGCGGCAUGCGGAUGAAUGCCUUCCACAACUGGACAUGUCUCGUCAGCCUCCAACCCAGGAGUUGGUUGCCAAAGAUUUACAUGGAAAUGAGUGGCGCUUCCGCCAUAUCUUCCGAGGUCAACCAAGGAGGCAUCUACUUCAAAGUGGUUGGAGUGUUUUUGUUAGCUCUAAGAGGCUUGUUGCAGGCGAUGCAUUUAUAUUUCUAAGGGGUGAAAAUGGGGAGCUACGUGUCGGUGUUAGACGUGCAAUGCGACAACAGGGCAAUGUUCCAUCUUCAGUAAUAUCUAGUCACAGCAUGCACCUUGGUGUACUUGCAACUGCAUGGCAUGCAAUCAAGACAGGAACCAUGUUCACUGUCUACUACAAGCCAAGGACAAGCCCUGCUGAGUUCAUUGUUCCAUUUGAUCAGUACAUGGAGUCUGUCAAAAACAACUACUCUAUAGGGAUGAGGUUUAAAAUGAGGUUUGAAGGUGAAGAAGCUCCAGAGCAGAGGUUUACUGGCACUAUAAUUGGAAUUGAAGAUGCUGACCCAGCGAGGUGGCGAGAGUCUAAAUGGAGGUCCCUUAAGGUGAGAUGGGAUGAAAAUUCAACCAUACCUCGUCCAGAGAGAGUAUCAUGUUGGAAAAUAGAGCCUGCUCUUGCUCCUCCUGCUCUAAAUCCUCUUCCCAUGCCCCGUCCAAAGAGGCCGCGGCCAAACAUGGUUCCUUCUUCUCCGGACUCUUCUGUUCUCACCAGGGAAGGAUCAUUGAAGGUAACAGUAGACCCUGUACUACAAGGAGGUGGUUAUUCAAGGGUCUUGCAAGGUCAAGAAUUCUCGACCUUGCGAGGCAAUUUUGUGGAGAGUGAGUCUGAUACGGCUCAGAAGUCUACUGCACGACCAGCUACCAUAGAUGACAAUUCGAUUUCUGGUUCGAAAAGGUAUGGUUCGGGUACAGAUAACUGGAUGCCCUCGGGGAGGCAUGAACCAACCUACACAGAUUUGCUAUCAGGGUUUGGAACUAAUAGUGACUCACACGGUAUCUGUCAGCCCUUUGUUGAUCAAGCUGUAGCAUCUUCUAAUUCCAUGAGAAAGCAUUCACUGGAUCAGGAAGGAAAGUUUAACUUGAGUUCAUGGUCCAUGUUACCCUCAUCGCUGUCACUUAGCUUGGACUCUAAUCUGAAGGGUCCUAUUGUCAAUGCAUCUUACCAAGCACAACAGAAUGUUAGAUAUGGUGGAUUGAAUGACUAUUCUGUUCACCAUGGUCAGAGAGUUGAGCAAACCCAAGGAAAUUGGUUGAUGCCUCCACCACCACCACCACCAUCUCAUUUUGAUCAGGCAAAUGUACGGGAAGUCAUGCCGAAGCAUAUUUCACUACUGAAACAUGAGGCUGUUAAACCAAAAGAUAUAAGCUGCAAGCUCUUUGGCAUUCCCCUCAUAACACAUGAACCCUCAACAAAUAGAACAGCAAUGAAUGAGUCAGCUUAUCAUAACCAAGCACUUACGUUGGAGUCUGACCAGAAGUUGGAAGUGUCAAGGGGAUUGAAAUCAGUGGAUAAUUUAUCAGCUGUUAAUGAGUCUGAUAAACAAAUUUCUCAGCAGCAUACCAGAGAUGGUCAGGGUAAAGCACAAGGCUCUUCAACUAGGAGUUGCACCAAGGUUCAAAAGCAGGGUAUAGCACUUGGUAGGUCUGUUGAUCUUACGAAGUUCCAUAAUUAUGAUGAACUGAUUGCUGAAUUGGACCAAUUGUUUGAAUUUAAUGGUGAACUAAUGGACCCGAAAAAGAAUUGGCUGCUUGUGUAUACUGAUGAUGAGAAUGACAUGAUGCUUGUUGGAGAUGAUCCGUGGCAGGAAUUUUGUGGCAUAGUUCGGAAGAUUUUCAUCUACACAAGAGAGGAAGUCCAAAAAAUGAACCCCGGGACCUUAACUUCACUUGGGGAGGAGAACCCAGCAUUGCCUGCUGAGGGUGUGGAUGCAAGAGAGGGGAAGUCUCAGUGACCUUGCUUGAGCAUCUAUUACUGAGGAGUGUUAGGACUGGUUUAGGUAUGACUAGGUAUAUUAUCAGUUAUCAACUAGAGAUGCUUAAGCUAUUUAUCAUGGUUCCUUACUGGUGUUCUGUAGAUUUUUGGGGGGAGAUCAUAUUCACAGUUCUUUUGUCAGUGCUAUUAAACUGUUUGGAUAUAUGAACUAAUCAAGAUUGAUGUCAGCGCGUUUCUCUAUUGAACUUAAAGUUCACCUGAUACGUCCCAGGUAGAUGGCACAUGUGAUUAUCCAGUUUUGGGCAUGUUUCUGGAUUUAGUAUCUUGAAGUGUCUGGUUAUAUAGGUAUAGAUAAAUAUUAGUUAUACCCUAGUUUCGUGUAAAGGUGUAAGGUGAUGUGUGCCUUGCUUUCUGAAACGGUUCCCCCUCCUUGUACAGCGGUUUGACUUUAUUUUCCUGCCGUGUAAUAUAAGUACGAGCACAGAUUGUC
Molecule: messenger RNA, 3428 nt
Organism: Fragaria vesca subsp. vesca
Lineage: Eukaryota; Viridiplantae; Streptophyta; Magnoliopsida; Rosales; Rosaceae
Product: auxin response factor 2-like
Exons: 14
Coding region: 426-2957 (843 amino acids)
Biological process (GO): response to hormone; regulation of DNA-templated transcription
Cellular component (GO): nucleus
Molecular function (GO): protein binding; DNA binding
Source: RefSeq, a predicted model, not a curated record